Molecule: messenger RNA, 3723 nt
Organism: Botrytis cinerea B05.10
Lineage: Eukaryota; Fungi; Ascomycota; Leotiomycetes; Helotiales; Sclerotiniaceae
Exons: 3
Coding region: 769-3456 (895 amino acids)
Molecular function (GO): ATP hydrolysis activity; ATP binding
Source: RefSeq, a predicted model, not a curated record
GAUGUGAGAACGGGAUUUUUGCUAGCGUAACGUGUUAUGCACCCAUUUGAGUAAGGUCGACGCGUUGUUGAUGCUCGUAAUCCUUCCAGGUUCCAUCGUAUAUCGGUGCCGACAACCCCUGCGAACUAAAUAUAACCUUGCCUUGCCUCCUUGCCUUGAUCUCUAAGAGACUGAUAUCUCUCUUGCGCCGUCCAUGCCCCUCUCUCGUCGGAUAUCGUAAGAUCGGCAACGGUGGCCCACUCCAUGCAACCCUAAAUUGAUCCUCGUACAUGAGCUUUGGCGCCAUUUUGCUGUAGGAUUUUCCUGGCAUGCUGGCAUGAAUCAAUCUUGACAUGCGUCGGAGAACACCAACCAACAAACACGAUUAGAUGUGAAUAAUUUCUCAACUUUAUGUGUCCAUCAUUGUUCGAGUCCGUUCUGGAGUCAACCACAUUACUCGGGCAAGAAAGAAUAGAUGAGUGGUGUUCGAAUGGGAGAAUCAUAUGCAUGUCACUCGCACCACAUCAACAAUAAACCCGUCUGGAAAAUCCGAUCCCACGCAUUCGCAUCUUCCCUACGUCACAGCCUCGAGCCGUAUCCGCAAAGGGAAACACAUGAUUUAAACUUCGACAUCGUACAUAUCACUUUAUCGAUUGCGAACGACCAGAGACACACGAGACCUCGUAAAAUCAACAACCGUACAAUUAUUAAUCUGGAGACAAUACUCUCUAAUCCCAUUUCUACAAUCGUCAAUUUUAAUGAACCAUCGCAAGAGCGAGAAACUCGGUCAUGAUGCGAAAUAAACAAUCGUCAUCGCUGCAAAAGACAUACGAUGAGUGUUAUUUGAUAUGUUCGACGGCGGUAUAUUUCGAAGGGAAGGGUAAUGAGUCGGAAGCGUUACGAUCAUGGCGCUCGGCGCUCGAUCAAAUCUAUUAUCACAAUGCAUAUCGAGUUCCCGCAGGUUAUACUCCCAAAUCAGAAACCGAAAAGGCUUUGAAGGAUAGUCUGAGGUCGAUGGAAAUGCAAUGCAAAGAACGUGUCGAUUUGUUAGAAGCGCUAAAAGCCUCGCGGGAAGAGAAGAACAACGGAGAAAAGACACCACCGGGAGAAACUAGCAGCGGUAGUGGCAGUGGAAGGCUCAAGUCAUUUUUGAAGUCUUCGCGAGCUUCCUCGGACUCUCAACGCCCUGCUGCAACAAGUAUGGGCAAUACAAUCGGGGAGGGUACAAUUCCUGCGGUCAAUUAUGAUGGUCUGCCGAAACCCACCCCGCCUCCAUUACCUCAACGACCUUCGAUGGCCCCAAAGAAUAGUUCGGAGAUGGCCGUUGUUGGUGGUGGUAGGAGUAUGUCAAGUUCUUCAAUUUCAUUACCAACAGCAUCAUCGAGGCCUUCCGCUCCAACAUCUCAUCCAUCAGUUCCUGCACCACAACACAAAAUGUCGAAAGAAUCAAGAAGUCCUAGCCCUGAAAAGGGAGGAAGAACAAUGCUUCAAACAUUAAGAUCGGGCGAUUCCAAGAAGAGUAAAAGUUCUCGAUCAAACAGAAAGAAAGAUGAGAAUCCUAUAACGAAUAAAGCUGCUACCCUGGCAUGGAAUACAAUGGGCAGAAAGGGGAAGGAUAAGGACAAAUUGGGUCGUUCGCAAGAUCCAGAGACUGACAGUAGCACAACAAACUUACAUGGUGACAAGCCCAGCUUUUCAGAUCCAUUGAAAGGAAAACAAGUGCCUCCGACUCCAGUCCGAUUUGAUAGCACAACAAGAACUCUAGUACCAGAUGUACGACCGCCGCGGAAAUCACCGCCAGAUUUAUUGACAGGCUUGAACGAUUUGGUCGGAGCUACAGGUCAAUCAAAUGGAUAUCCUUUCCCCCCAACAGAUCCAGGUCAACCAGGUGCCGUUGCUGGACAUUCUUUCACCACCGCGACCAUGAAAGACAUGAUUGGACUUGAUUCUCCACUUAUACCACAAGCUGUUGAGCCUAAUUUUGGCUCAUCGUCACAACCGCGACCAGCCGAAUCUUCUGCUACCGCGUUCGCACAGCUUAAGAAGGGACCUCCACCACCUCCACCUCACGCAAGACCACCAGGUAAAUUUGAACCAUUAAAAUACCCGACGUAUCUUCAAGAGUAUCCUGAUACAAUUGCCAAGAAAGGCAAUCCAGACAACAUACCGGUACCUCAGCGCAGGAGACCAGCUCCCAGACUAGAUUCGAACGCUGAACCUUCAGCGUCAUCAAAUCGCUUACAAAGAAAACCUGUAUCUGCGAACACUUCCUCACCAAGACGUUUAGAUGAUAACAAAAAGUCACGAGGGAAAGAACUUAGGCGAGUACACGGAGAUGAUACUUCGUCUCAAAGUGCAAAUGAUGAUACCAGCAAUGAAGAAUUGCGAACUCGGCCUAAAAGAAAGCAAAAACAGGUGGUAUCGCCAAUACUUGUUGAUGCUACAACGCCAACAUCUGAAGAGUCUAAUGAUUCUGCCACGGACAGGAUCAAGAGUGCGUGGGAUGAGAAGGUUAAGCAUCUCAUGAAGAAUUUGCCGAAAGGGGUUGAUGAAGGGGCUGCUAAACAGAUCUUCAAUGAAAUUGUAGUUCAAGGCGAUGAGGUACACUGGGAUGAUGUCGCUGGUCUGGAUGUUGCUAAGAAUGCGCUCAAAGAAGCCGUUGUUUAUCCAUUCCUACGACCAGAUCUGUUUAUGGGUCUUCGCGAACCAGCUCGUGGUAUGCUAUUAUUUGGUCCCCCAGGUACUGGUAAGACUAUGUUAGCAAGAGCGGUUGCUACCGAGUCGAAGUCUACUUUCUUCUCCAUCUCAGCUAGCAGUUUGACAAGUAAGUUCUUGGGUGAGUCCGAAAAACUUGUCCGAGCAUUGUUUUCUCUUGCCAAAGCACUUGCACCAAGUAUCAUUUUCGUCGAUGAAAUUGACUCUCUUCUUUCUGCACGAUCUGGAGGAGAGCAUGAAGCUACAAGGCGUAUUAAGACCGAAUUCCUGAUUCAGUGGAGUGAUUUACAAAGAGCUGCAGCUGGUAGGGAACAAACAGACAAGGAAAAGGAAAGAGGGGAUGCUAGUCGAGUAUUGGUACUUGCUGCAACAAACUUGCCUUGGGCUAUUGACGAAGCUGCAAGACGAAGAUUUGUGAGAAGGCAGUAUAUUCCUUUACCUGAGGAUGAGACUAGAGCCAAGCAAUUACAUACUUUACUGGGACAUCAAAAGCACGGGUUGAAAGAAGAGGACAUUGAUCACUUGGUCAGAUUGACCGAUGGGUUUUCGGGUUCUGAUAUUACAGCGUUAGCUAAAGAUGCGGCCAUGGGUCCUCUACGAUCUCUCGGGGAAAAGCUUUUGGAAAUGACUAUGGAUGAUAUUCGACCAAUGCAAAUUGAAGACUUUCAAGCUAGUUUGGUCAAUAUUAGACCAAGUGUAAGUAAGCAAGGACUGCAAGAAUUUGAGGAUUGGGCAAAAGAGUUUGGUGAACGUGGAGGUUAAGGUUAUGGUUAAGGCAAUGAUGGCAUGUGUAUAUGUGUAUGACUUAGUGUAUCAAUAUUUUAGCUUUUGGAUGGAUUUGGGAUCGGUAUACAAUAGGGUCCAUGGGUUUAAGGAAUCCGGGAGGUGCAUGGGAAGGUUCCGGGUAACUGGAGAGCAUAGGUGGGACCGGGAGUUCAGCGUCUUGAGCAUGGAGUCCUGCGUUAGAAAAGCUGGUCUAACUGCUGUUACAAAACAUAGCUUAACAUAUUCAAUAGAGAUAUUACUUGA